CCACCAGUUACGUGCAUGUCAUGUAAUGUACCUACAUUGCCUAGAUUCAACAACAAUCACCACGCUUCGUUCUUUGAAAGGAUUACAGAGUCUUUGUGUCCUACAUAUUCGAGAUAUGGGCUCUGUUGCUCGUUGAAACCCCGCUCUUCCACCGAGCUUCUCUUUCGGACUCUCUCCUGGGGCCAGCUGCCCGUCAUUUGUUGUUACCUCUUCAUACUCCGUCUCCGCCCAUCAUGUCAACAGGCAGCCUCCAUUCCACCCAAACGUCCCCUGGCGGCACGGGAGACCGAUUUGCACAUGCAGUAAUCGUCCUAGCUGGCGUAGCUGCCCUUGUUGCCAGUUUGAUCACUAUCCUAUCAGUAUGGUUACAAGCCAAAAACUACAGGAAACCCCUUCUGCAGAGAUAUGUGGUGCGCAUAUUGCUCAUGGUCCCAAUUUACUCCGCUUCUUCAUGGGCGAGUCUUGUUUCGCUGAAGGCUUCCUUCUGGAUAGGCCCCUUUCGAGAUGUCUAUGAGGCUUUUACCAUCUAUACCUUCUUCCAGCUGUUGAUCAACUUCAUUGGCGGCGAACGCGCGCUGAUUAUCCUCAUGACGGGCCGUGCUCCUGUCUCGCAUCUCUGGCCUCUGAACCUCAUCCUUCCAAAGGUUGACAUCUCCGAUCCACACACGUUCCUGGCGAUCAAGCGCGGCAUUUUGCAAUAUACAUGGAUGAAACCGAUACUCGCAGUCGCCGCGAUUAUAAUGAAGGCAACGGGUACAUAUCAGGAGGGCUAUAUCGGCGUCACAUCUGGAUACUUCUGGAGCGGUCUCAUCUAUAAUGUGAGCAUUACCGUUAGCCUGUACGCCCUCGCUAUGUUCUGGGUGUGCAUGUCGCACGACUUGAAGCCCUUCCGACCUAUGCCUAAAUUCUUGUGCAUCAAGGGCAUCAUCUUUGCCUCGUAUUGGCAAGGAUUCUUCCUUUCUAUUCUUGUCUUCCUGCGCGCCAUUCCUGGUGAUGUUCCUGGUUACACACCCGACAAUCUGGCUGCCGCCAUCCAGGAUGCACUGAUUUGUUUUGAGAUGCCUAUUUUCUCGCUUGCGCAUUGGUAUGCCUUCUCAUGGCACGAUUACGCCGAUCAAACAAUUUCUGCAGCUCGCAUGCCUGUGAAAUAUGCUCUACGCGAUGCCUUUGGACCCCAGGAUCUCAUCCAAGACACGAAGGAUACGUUUGGAGGCAAGCACUAUGAGUACCGCUACUUUGAUGCGCAUGACAAUGUAUUGGCACACGAAGAGUCGUCAUCCCGCGCGGCCAGAAUGAGGGAAGGAAUGAGAUAUGAAAGAGGAGGAAAGGGGAAAUACUGGAUUCCCAAACCCGGCCAACAUGAGCAGGAGCCGCUUUUAUCUAAAGUGAGCUCCGGUCGGGCCAGGACAAUGAGUCCCGGAGCACAUCGGGCGCUCGAUACGUCCAAGUACGGGGCGAUUGACGAGGAGGACGAACCACAGCUCAAUCCAGACGACGAAAGGCUGUUUGAUAGUGCACGCGCCCUAGAGUUUGGAGAUUGGAAUUAUCCGGUCAUAGAAGCACACAGAGCAUCACUCGAGGACCGAUUGUAUAGAAAUCCCAACAUAAUCACCGCGUCAACUAAUCGCAACCUGUUGCAACCUACCAAGGAGAAUAAGCGACGGCGCAAGAGUCAAAUCCAGCACCUCAAGGAGAAUGUCGACAAAGGGAAGCAAAGGAGCGAUUCCGAGAGCGGCGAACCAUCGAGCUCCAAAUCGCGUAGCGGUCUUGCAAACAAACUGUUAAGGCAGCAAUCUUCGUCAUCGACAAACUCUGCCAAGUCGGACAAGAGCCAACUAGUCGAUCUGGUUGUUGAAGAUCGUGAGGCGGAGGAGGUGGAACGAGUCCGGGCGCGCAAAGAAGGCGGACCUGGAUGGAACGAAGUCCAACCCAAACAUUUUGUCCACACAUACCCCCAAGAGGGCCAGGAUGAGGAGGUCCGCGAGGGUUUUGAUCCCGAUGCCCCCCAAGCUCACAACCCUGAAAGCGAGCAUAAUCUAGAUGCGCCGUUCGCGGUUGGCGGCAACGAGGAUAUAGAUAAGAAUCCAGAAGAUCGCAAACCCCACGUUUCAGAAGAAGCACAGCAAUGGGAAAGGCGAGAUUUCUCACCCGAAGGCAAUCGAAAGAGUGGUCCACAGUACGGUAGCUUCAGAGAAGAACGGAACGUGUGGGGCGAUGAGUGAGGAAAGACAUCGCCGGAGAUUAAUCAUCGACUGAACAGCAGUACGCCUAACGAUGGAUGCGGCGAAGGGGGCUUGGGGGUCAGCAUCAAGGCGGAGUCCACGAUGGAGGAACUCGUUUGGACAUUUUCAUUUUGGUUUUGUUUCGGCCGCGAAACUCCAGAUCAGCAUCAUUGGGGGAGGUGAUCGACCAUGUUCUAUACCCUUUUUCUGGACACGUGCAUACAUACAAUGAUUCGACUGUUUUGCUCAUUCUGUUCU
This is a messenger RNA of Aaosphaeria arxii CBS 175.79, 2480 nucleotides long. Its product is annotated as DUF300-domain-containing protein. The transcript is spliced from 7 exons. Lineage: Eukaryota; Fungi; Ascomycota; Dothideomycetes; Pleosporales. Gene Ontology annotation, biological process: transport. The record is from RefSeq and is a predicted model, not a curated record. Gene Ontology annotation, molecular function: transporter activity. Bases 234 to 2222 code for a protein of 662 amino acids.